This is a messenger RNA of Cladophialophora psammophila CBS 110553, 1662 nucleotides long. RefSeq lists its product as uncharacterized. The record is from RefSeq and is a predicted model, not a curated record. NCBI's taxonomy places the organism in Eukaryota, Fungi, Ascomycota, Eurotiomycetes, Chaetothyriales, Herpotrichiellaceae. The transcript has 2 exons. The coding region runs from base 1 to 1662 and encodes 553 amino acids.
AUGGGGAAGACCAAGGCCAAACGCCAACGAGCAUCCGGUGACCGAGAUCAAGAUCAAGCCCGAUGUUAUACGCUUUCGGCUACAGCCCUUAGGAGCUGGCCUGAAAUCUUCCGAAAACGCCGAAACAUCUAUCUCAGAGUCGAAAACAAAUCGCACGUAGAAGGCCGAGCGGAGUCCGGAGAACUUGAAAUCAACGAUGUGAUCCGCAUCUUUAUGCGCGAGCCCGAAGAAUCGCUUGGCUUCCUGCCACGAGCAGACAGAGUUGAAGAAUUUUGUUUUGGCAUGAGCAUCGAUUCUCUUCGGAAAGCCAAAUACAAACAAGACGGAUCAUUGCGACUCAUAGCAUGGCUGGAUGACCGGAACUUGCAGGGCCCGCUCGAUCCGUCACGGGCACACUGUAAACUGCUGACGGUAUAUGCUCUUUUCAGAGAACUGAAAAAGCCUCGCUUCCCUUCGGCGGAUCCUCACGCUGCUCUUCCGGCCAAGGCUAGAAAGCGACCGGUUUUGACGGAUGCAGAUCGGCGCCUUGUCUUCAUCACAGACUUGGACUGCUUGAGCAUCUAUGCCCUGGUGCAAACUGCUUCUUCUCACCAAGCUUCAGCUCUUCGGGAGGCGCUGUACUAUUACCUAGACUUUGAACCCUGCUUGAAGUUAGCCGCCAUCACAGAAGGAUUUCCCAUGCUCAAAUUCGCGUUUCACCUUCCUUUCUUCGCCCUGAGGCCCUCCAAGACUCGACAAACGGACUGUCGCCGGGACCGAGAUGGAAUGCCCUUGAGACGCUCGCAAGAUGUUUCUUUCCUUGAUUGGCAGGGCGGUGCCUCUCCAAUCUACCUCUAUGACGCCCAAAUCUCCUGCGUGAUUGCAGGUUCGGACUGGUCGAGGUGGGUGGCAUGGCUCUUUAUCGACACCUACUAUCUCGAUGCUGAAGACGAAUCCAAAGAGGACGUGUUGGAAUACCAUGAAGACAGCCUUUCUCCGAAAGGCAUGCGUGCAGACCCGCUCACAUACGGAUCUGCAGAUGCGGAUAAGCCAAUCUGGGAUCCCGAAGAAUAUUUCUUGACGGUAUUCAAAACCCGGUUUGCACAGGCAACACGAGAAUGGAAGGUGGUGGUCAAGAAAUUCAAACUUAGUCUCAAGCAUCAUCAAGGCAAGCAUGAGUAUCGACUAUGGUCUCCAGCAUCUCGCGAGCCCUCCAAGGAUGAGAGUCACAAUGGAAGUCUCCGCUGUUCCCUCGACUGGGUACUACAGUUCAUGCGUCUCUGCAAGGACGUGAAGGAGACCCUGGCAAAGACGGUCAAGAGUUACGAACCAUUUUGCGCGAGGGGAGCUGGCAACCUUGUCGGUGGUCCGCGCUUCCCUCGGGAGAGCAAACUGCUUCCUUCGAUCCAGGACACUUUCGAUGAGUUGUGUCAACUCAACCAGACCCUGGACCAUCUUCUGGAUCGCUGCAGUCAAUAUACCAAAGAGCUUAAAUUCAAACUCAGCCUGGAAGUUGUGGAAGUGGGCAACCAACAGAUACAAAUGAGCAACCGACAAACAAAUCUCAGUCUCGAAGCGAAUCGAAUAGCAGAGGACAACAAGGGAAUUUCAUGGAUGAUGAUGCUUUACGUUACACCGGUAGCGCUGACGUCAAGUGUAUUCUCCAUGCAACCGACGCCUUGA